AUGGUGACGGUCCUCAAGCAUUCUCCAGGGUCAACAACAGAUCCGCUCUUAAGCUGGAAGGACGCCUUUUGCGCCAAAUUUGACCACAUCUAUGCUCGAUUCUGGCAACAAAUUAAGGCAAGAGCUCUACAAUCUACCACAGCUGACAUGCAUCAGCCUUCUGAUGAUACCGGGGUCUGUACCUCUCUUUCUGAGCCAGGAACCCUAAAGGGGCCAUAUCCUGAGCGCCAACCAUACACCCGGGGCCCUCCACCUCACGUCUGGGAUGCUUACCCGAACACCGAAGUCAGUGGACAUCGUGCUGUAGUUCCUGUGAAGGUUUGGAGCUGA
This is a messenger RNA of Pelobates cultripes (western spadefoot toad), 330 nucleotides long. Lineage: Eukaryota; Metazoa; Chordata; Amphibia; Anura; Pelobatidae. The record is from the annotation of a GenBank genome assembly.